AGCUCCUUGAUUUAUAGGGCAGCUUCUCUCUUCCCGCCCAAACGCUCCCUCUAUUCUCACAUUCCAGCCACUUCCGGUGCGCGUUCACAGGCACUUGAAAUUGCAGUUAACUGUCUGUCAAGUUAGGGUUUUGAAUCCCAUUGUUGCAUACAAUUUGAUGAUUUGAUCUCCUCUAAGCUCUAAUGGCUGUAUCGAACGAGGAAAGAGGUGCUACUGUUGUACUGGAGGAAGAAAAGGAGGGGAACCGUGAAGAGUCUGCUGAUUACUAUUUCGACAAGGUUGGAGAACCUGUGCCUCUUAAACCCCACGAUUCCGUUUUCGAUCUCGAAAGCCUUCCAGCACAGCCAUUGGCGGUGUCCGAACAAUUUAGUGCCAUUUUUGUCGCCCAUCCCGAAGGUUUCUGCGUUGCGAGGACAAAGGACGUUAUCGAGUUGGCCAAGGAUAUUAAAAACAAAGGAAGUAGUUCCUGCAUCCAAGAACUGAGUAUUGUAGAUGUUCCACUUGGUAAGGUUUACAUACUGGCACUGUCUAUGGACUCUUCAACGCUUGCUGCUGCCGUUGGAGGAGAUGUUCACUUUUUCUUGGUCGAUUCGCUUCUCAAGAAGGAGAAAAACCCAUCUUUCCACUGUUCGCUCACUGAUUCUUGCCAUGUCAAAGACCUUCGGUGGAGAAAAAAAUUGGAGAAUUCCUAUGUUGUUCUUUCUAAUCAUGGAAUUCUAUACCAGGGAGUUGUUGGAAGCCCUUUGAAAGAUGUCAUGGACAAUGUUGAUGCUGUUGAAUGGAGUUUUAAAGGCAAUUUUGUUGCUAUUGCAAAGAAGAAUAUUUUAAGCAUCUUGUCAUCCAAAUUUGAAGAACUUUUUCACAUAUCAUUAUUGUUCAAGUCAUGGAUUGGUGAUGCUGAUCCAAAAUAUACAAUAAAAGUGGAUUGUAUCAAGUGGGUACGUCAUGAUUGUAUCAUUCUGGGAUGCUUCCAAUUGACUGAAGAUGGCAAGGAGGAAGGCUAUCUGGUUCAAGUAAUCAUCAGCAGGAAUGGCAAAAUUGUUGAUGCUGCUUCUGAAAAAGUCGUCCUGUCCUUCGAUGAUUUGUUUGAAGGUUUUGUUGAUGAUAUAGUACCUUAUGGAGGGGGACCAUAUUUGUUCUUCAGCUAUUUGGAAAAAUGGGGUUUUGCACUUACUGCUAAUAGGAAGAAUACAGAUCGGCAUAUUGUUUUAAUGAGUUGGUUGCUAGAUGAUGAGCAAAAGGAAGCAUCAGUUAUUGAUAUCACUCGCGAUAAUUUGCUUCCAAGGAUUGAGCUUCAAGAAAAUGGUGAUGACAAUUUGAUUUUGGGGUUUGGUGUUGACAAAGUCUCCUUGUAUGAGAAAGUUAAAGUCAUGGUGGGAGAUGGGGAACGGAUAGAAUUAUCACCAUAUUGCGUUUUACUCUGUCUUACCCUUGAAGGGAAGCUCGUUAUGUUCCAUGUUGCAGGUGCUACAGAAACUACAGUUGCACCACCGAUUUCUUCUGCCUUUACUGACGAGGAAGAUGAUUCUUCGACAAUUUUACCUGUGGGAUAUGAUUCCUCUAAAACUUCAGCGGCUGAACAGCACAAAGUAGAAGGGGCACUUUUGAAUUCUAAAUCUAAGGAAACAACCCAGGGGGCAAUUAUCAAAAAUCAUAGUGACAUUGUAAAGUUUCCUGAGCGGAAUUCUCCAGGCCAGGAACUUAAAGUUCCAGAGAAUUUGCAGAACUCUGAUAGGGAUAGACAGCAUAAUGAGUAUUCUGUCAAGCAGAACCUGGAUAAUUCACAAUUACAGAUUUCUUGGCAGCGAAGCUCAACCUUGGAUCAAGUACCUGUGAAGCCGCCUCCUGUGCUGGGAUUUGGAUCAGCAUUUAGGGAUCCCAGUAAAAUGGAAGGCCAAACGCUUGUUUCGGCUCCUUUAACUGGUGUUAAAAACACUGAUUCUUUGACAGGGAUGACACAAAGUGAUACAUCUAGCAUUGGUCAAUUAUGCUACAAAGAUCCACUUGAAAGUGCUGAGGUGGGAAAAGAAAUCCCUAAGAUGGUUGGAUCAGCAAACAUUCAAAGUGCUUCAUCUGAAUCAUGGUCCCGUGGAAAGCUUUUGUUCUCAAAUGACCCCACUGCAAAAUUAUCAUCAUUUGCUUCUAGUCCCGUUCAAGGCAAUAGGUAUGAAAAGUCUGGUGCAAGUACUGGGGCUACUCGGUUUGCUGGAAGCCAUAGCUUUUCUUCUGAUUUGUCUGGUGGGAGUAUUUUCAAUUCAAGGGAUUCUAGUGCUGGUGCAUCACUUUCUGUCUAUUCAUCUGGUAAAGCCACUCAAAUUGGAGGCCAGAAAGCUUUUACUGGGACAGGAAAUGUUGAAUCAAAACCUACCAUUCGAAGCUCACCAAUUUCAUCCCAGGAAAAUUCUGAUUUAUCUGGUGGGAGUAUUUCCAAUUCAAGGGAUUCUAGUGCUGCUGCAUCACUUUCUGUCUUUGAAUCUGGUAAAGCCACUCAAACUGGAGGCCAGAAAGCUUUUACUGGGACAGGAAGUGUUGAAUCAAAACCUACCAUUCGAAGCUCACCAAUUUCAUCACAGGAAAAUUCUGUUUUAGGGAGGUCUCUAAACUAUAAGUUGCAUCCUACCAAGGAAAAUUUUAGAACAACACAACCCUCAGGCGUGCUGGACUCUGAUCCAGAGUUAUCAAAGCAUUUUGGCAGUGUGAAGGAGAUGGUAAAGGAACUGGAUACCCUUUUAUCACAUAUAGAAGAAGAUGGUGGUUUUAGAGAUGCCUGCACAAUCUCCCAGAAGGAUUCAAUUAUGUCAUUAGAGGAGGGUAUAGAUAAUCUUUCGGAUAGAUGCAGAGUAUGGAGGAACACACUGGAUGAACAACUUAAUGAGGUCCAACAACUUCUAGACAAGACUGCUCAGGUUUUGGUGAGGAAAGUUUAUAUUGAAGGCAUUGUUAAACAAGCUUCAGAUAGCCAAUACUGGGACCUUUGGAAUCGUCAGAAAUUGAGCCCUGAAUUGGAUCUGAAACGACGACAGAUAUUAGAAGUAAAUAAGAAUUUGACGAGUCAGUUAAUAGAAUUGGAAAGGCAUUUCAAUAACCUUGAGCUAAAUAAGUUUGGUGAAGAUGGUGGAGUUCCUUUUGGCCAUAAAGCUUUCCAUGGUAGUUUUGGGACUUCAAGACACACUCAGCCCUUGCAUAGUUUAUAUAACACAAUGAACUCCCAAUUAGCAGCAGCUGAGCAACUUUCUGAGUGCCUCUCAAAACAGAUGGCUUUGUUGAAUAUAGAGUCACCUUCUGUGAAAAGAAAGAAUGUGGCCAAAGAGCUGUUUGAAUCAAUUGGGUUAUCUUAUAAUGGUGAUUGUUUCAACUCUCCAGAUGUAAAGGGUAGUGGCCAUACACCAAAUCCAGUCAAGCGACUUGCAUUUUCUUCACAGAGUACUGCUACUAAGGAUCAGUCCAGAAACCCUGCAAGCGCUAUGAAGAAUCAGGAACCAGAAACUGCAAGGAGGAGAAGAGAUUCAUUGGAUCGGAGUUGGGCUAGCUUUGAACCUCCAAAAACAACUAUAAAAAGGAUGGUAUUGCAAGAUGAACGUCCAAGGGUGACUGGAAUUAAACCACCCCUGGUGAAAACUAAAGAAAUAUUUAGUGCUCGUGUGUGGGAAGGACCUUCCACUACUCUCUCGAAAGACCAUAGAGCUUCUUCACCUUCCUUGCAGACAACCAUUAAAAAAAAUGAGCCACAGAGAUAUGGAGGAAGCAAAGACAUGCAAGAUAGACCUUCAAAACAGGCCUUCGAAAAUCAACCAACUUCUUUGUUCAAAUGGGCUAAUGACCAUUCAGGGCCUUCAGAAUCUUUGGGAUUAAAAGCUCCUACCAUGCAAGUAACACAACAAAGCAAUCCUCUACCAUCUUCAUCAGCAAUGGCAUCUCAAUCAUUAUACAAUGCAAUUCGAAACAACACAAGUGAGACUCAGGAUGUGGCCUCAGAGAGAUCAAUCAUUGGAGUGACUCAUAUUGGGAAGUCUGGUCCAUCCACUGUCCAACCAGUUCCUGUCUCCAGUUUGAAAUCAAAUUUGCAGUCUGAAAAUCUUACAAAUCAAACACUAUCAACCAGUACGAACUUAGCUGAACAGCCACAUGCAACACAAAAGAAAACCACACCUGUAAAGGCUCAAGUGAGUGAUAUGUUGUUGAACAGAGGCCCUCUGACAAAGCCAACUGGAAGUGUAAAACAAGGAGCAGGAUAUCCAGAAAAGUCGGUUGGAAUACUCGAAAGAAGCCAUAGCUCAACAUUUGCCUCCAUGUCUGCUGCUGAAUCUGCUACAUCUCUGCAUGAGAAAAAUUUCAAAUCUGAUACUGUCGCAACCAAAAUCCAAUCAGGUAAUACAAUAUCAUCUUCAACAGUUUCUUCUUCAGCCUCUGUGCAGCCCUUGGUUCCAUCACUGUCGUCAGCUGUUCUUUCAUCAAUUUCCCAAUCUUCUCCCAUUGAGCUAGCAACCGUCCCAUCCUCAUCACCAACCAUAUCAUUUGGGGAACUAAACAAUGUUAAACCCAGUAAAGAUGUUAACCAAACGGUUGCAUUGCAGUUUUCUGCUCCACCUACUCUUCCUUCAUCUUCUUCCUCUUCACAGGCCUCAAAAAUGGUGAUUUUUCCAUCUGCUCCAGAAAGUAAGCCUCCUAUUGGUGAGCUUAUGUCAAAAUCAGAGAUACUUGGCACAUCACAAGCUUCCCUUCCGCAUACUGAUCACCCUGCAAGUGAAUGCAGUUUAAAAUUAGAACCACCUAUGCAACCAAAACCUGCAACUGAAGUCUCUACUGGAUUGGUGUCUGGAGUGCAGCCCAAUUUUAAGAACAUAUUCCGUUCUGCCUCUAUUGUUGCUUCGAGCACUAAAUUUGAACAGCCAUCUAUUGCAAAUGUUCCAGUUGCAGCACCUUUCUCAUCUUUUAGCAGUACCACUGAUGGAAAAAGUGAAAGUAUGGACAAUGUGUCACAGGAGGAUGAUAUGGAAGAAGAAGCUCCUGACACAACAGAAUUGAAUUUGGGAAGCCUUGGUGGAUUUGGAAUUGGAUCAGCCCCCACAUCAGCUGCACCAAAAGCCAAUCCUUUUGGUGCUCCAUUUGCUAAUGCAACAGCAAAUGCUGCAAGCUCUUCAUUCACUUUCACAGUUCCUACUGGGGAGCUGUUUCGCCCUGCAUCCUUUGAUUUCCAGUCUGUACAGCCUUCCCAACCAUCUCAACCAACAAAUCUGUCUACAUAUAGUUGUGCUUUCAGCACUGGACCCACUUCUCCAGCACCUACUGGGGGUGGGUUUGGCCAGCCAGCAGCUAUUGGACCUGGGCAGCAGGCCCUGGGGUCAGUACUUGGUAGCUUUGGACAGUCAAGACAAUUUGGCUCUGGUCUACCAGGAACAGGUUUUGCUUCUCCCAGUGCAUUUGGUGGUGGCGGGUUCUCUGCAACUGCAAAUCCUGGAGGAUUUGGAUCUAGUGGUUCAUUUUUAAGCACUCCUACGGGUGGAGCUAGUAAUGCAGCUAUAGGUGGUGGCUUUGCUGGAGCUGCUGCUUCAGGUGGUGGCUUUGCUGGAGCUGCUGCUUCAGGUGGUGGUGGGUUUGCUGGUGCGGCCUCUGCUGGUGGUGGUUUUGCUGCUGUGGCCUCAUCUGGCGGUGGGUUCUCAGCAGCUCCUGUAGCAGGUAGUGGAUUUGGUGGAUUUUCUGCUUUUGCCAACGGCGGGCCAGGAACUGGAACACCACCGGCUCAGUUAAUAACACAGAUGAGAAAGUAGUUGAAUAUGAUUCAGACUACCAAGGUUUGAGACUUUGGAAUGUUAAUCCGUCAAAUUUUGUCUAUAUUUCCAAAUCUAAAUAGUACAAGUCUCCAAUCAAAUCGUCAUGUUAAUUGGUGUUCCCAAUAGUAAUUAAAUGAAAUGCUCACAAUAACCUCCUAAGCCCCACCUCCCCGAAGAAGAAUGUGAAAAUGUAUCUCGCUUCAUGAUUAUAGAUUUUGUGUACAGUAGUAUAUCCUGCUUAAAUACAUUUGCUGAAUGAAUCUCAAAUACCUUAAUUGAUUUUAA
Messenger RNA from Nelumbo nucifera (sacred lotus), 6056 nucleotides. It is a transcript of the gene LNO1, whose product is annotated as Nuclear pore complex protein. Gene Ontology annotation, molecular function: structural constituent of nuclear pore. NCBI's taxonomy places the organism in Eukaryota, Viridiplantae, Streptophyta, Magnoliopsida, Proteales, Nelumbonaceae. Gene Ontology annotation, biological process: RNA export from nucleus. The record is from RefSeq and is a predicted model, not a curated record.